Messenger RNA from Stereum hirsutum FP-91666 SS1, 6793 nucleotides. RefSeq lists its product as uncharacterized. Lineage: Eukaryota; Fungi; Basidiomycota; Agaricomycetes; Russulales; Stereaceae. The transcript is spliced from 11 exons. The record is from RefSeq and is a predicted model, not a curated record. Bases 327 to 5828 code for a protein of 1833 amino acids.
GCAAUUCAUACUCACCACAAUCCCGCACCGCACCGACCGUCGAACGCGCUCUCGACCACACACUCUCCAUCUAAUUGCCUACUUGAACCCUGCACAUCCCACACACCCGCAAUCAAUACCCCAAUACCAAUACCAAUUUCCUCCGAUCCUCCCCAUACGACACGCACAUCCGCAUAUCCACACCCUACGACUAACUCCCCUGCCUCCCCAUUUCCAGCAAGUGGUCCGAUCCGAGGAGAAGCCAGGUCCCCGAGAGCGCGAGGUCGGGCGCCGGACCUUCGUCUCAGUCCCAGUCGCAGGCGUCGUCCUCGUCCUCCUCGUCGUCGAUGCGUCAACCUCCCGCGCUUGCCCCUGAACCGCUACCCGCCCUUCCCGUCGUCAGCGACUUUCGGACUUCACUCAUCUUACCAGAUCUUUCCCGUCGAUUCACCCUCCUCCGUUCCUCAACCGGCGAUCCCGUCUCCGUCGACGACCUCCGCUCCAAAUUCGCCGAACAACGCGCCCGAGGCUCCGACAUCCAAGUCUCGGAAGAAGAAGAAGACAUGAUCCUCGACACGCUCAACCGUCUCCGCGUCAAAUCGUCCACCUCCACCACCUCCACCUCCCACACCUCCACCACCAACACUUACUCCAACAUGAACACCGAUACGGACGACAGGGGCGGAGACUCGGGAUACGCACCCGGCCGGGAUUCGUCCGUGCAGAGCUCGCCUGCGAGCGGACAUAGCCAGAGCAGUAAACGAUACAGUAAUAAUUUGUUUGGGAGCGGACGGUUGAAGGAUUAUAGUUAUUAUCGGAGCGUGACGGCUUCGCAGCCGAGACAGAGAAGAGGGAGUGCGAGGAGUGGGAUCUCGACGGUUUCGGAGGGGGUGAGCAGUGAUGGGACUACCAGUGGUGGUGGUGGUGGUGGUGGUGGUGGUGGUGGUGUAAAUAGGGCGGUCACACCGGAGGGGGGAAAUGCGCAAGGAGAGUUAUCGUCGUUGGAGGGGCCGGGGAAUAGCAAUAGCAAUAGGUCUGCGGGGGUGGGAUCGUCGAUGGCUUCUUUGGACGAGUCGCAGGAGGAAGAGGAGAGUGUUAGGCCUGCGAAGGGGAUGCAUAGGGGUGACUAUUUGAGGAGGGCGUCGAGGGCUUUGGAGGAGGCGAUCAGAGAGAUCGAGGAAGAUGUGGAGGGCGAAGCGGAGGCGGAGGAAGAAGAACACGAACAAGUGGAAGAAGAAGAGGAUCCGGACGGGGACAGGGACGAUCAGGUUUUAGUGCCCCGUUCGCCCGUCGGCGGCGUGAACAAGCACCACGAUGCGUUCGAGAGCCUUUCACAUGAACUGGACCGCACGCCGAAAAAUAUCGCGUCUGCUAUUUCGGCGGAAUACGAAACGGGCACAGCCCUCUCGUACGAUCAUCAUCAUCAUCACAUUCCCACAUCCUCGUCCCCGAGCAACUGCAACAACGCUAGCAGCAAUAACACUAACACUAACAAUGUCGGCGGCGGCAGUAGCAGCCAUCGUGCUUCCUCCCCAUGGUCCCGCUCGCCCACCGUGUCUCCGACGCCGAGAUUACCUGGUUAUAUACCGGGCAUGCCACGGCCCAUGACCCCUCGCGACUUUGGGAUGGAUUCGGACGAUCAGUCGACUACGCCGCGCGCUACGUCCCCUCGUCUUCCUGACCACCGGGCCUCUCCUGGUAUCUCGCUGCCAAAUUUAGCUUCGAACCUCCACAAACGCGAUUCUUCGAGUCGCACGGGCUCCCCGCUUGCCGCCACCGCCACCGUCACCGCCACUGGUGCUCAUUCUCAGUUUAUCACACGCUCGUUCAAGGCGAAUGGGACUUCUUCGACCUACUCCAACGUCAACGCCAGUGCGGAACAGAGGGAUCGGAGCUCGCCGGUGGAGGAUAGGGACCGCGAAAGGUUCAGUGGGGAUGUGGACACGGACGAUUCAUACCUCGACUUUGGGACCCCUCAGGAAUCUUCGAUUUUGGGUGGUCGUCGUCGUCCAGCGUCACCUCUCACUGGCCUCGCAUACCAAGCCAUGUCAGUCCCUUCGCGCCCGAGCACACCCUCCAGCAUCACCUGGCGGUCGUCCUCCAACGCCGCCAGUCCGCAGAAGGCCACAUUCGCUGCCGGGCACAACAAGAACAAUUCCUCGCUCAGCUCGUCUUCCGGCGAUUGGCAGGAUCAGUCGGGUUCUGGUUCUGGUUCGCGCACACCGGAGAGAAGGGGAAGUUUGUCGAGACAGAGUCAUGCGCGGAACGAUAGCAUGACGAGCACGAAUGACGUCCACGACCCCGCGGGCAUGUCACGCUCGAAAUCAGCGCUCUCGACCUCUCGCUCCUUACGCUCUCCUGCCCUGCCCGACUCGCCACUCCUAGACGGACAGGACACGCCCAAUUUGUUCGGGAUGGCGAUGUCGCCCACGGGGCGGAUCGUGCCAGAAAGUCAUAGUCAUAGUCGGUCGCCGUCAGCGAUGUCGUUGGCCGACCUCGGUCCGCCGGCUUCUGCGGUUUCGGUCUCGGUGUCGAGUCGGGGUUUGAGGUCGCCUACGCCGACGGGCUCGUCUGCUUGGUCUCCUACGUCCACCACGUUCCCCGAAGGACGGAUGUCGCCCAACAACAACAAUAACAACAACAACUCCAGCACAAACACGCACCACCCCCGCGCGUCGUCCAAACAGAGCUUCACGUCUCCCUUCUCCCUCGGCCAGUCCCACCCGCUCCUGCUCUCACCUACGGGCAACUCUUCGAGAUCAUCGCUCGAGUCUGCGGGCUCGAGCUAUCAUUCGUGGGACGAGGCGCAUAAGCAUGAUCGGACGAUCGCGAUGUUCGCCGCGCUCGAGUCGUCGACGCAGCCCGUCUGGCAUGAUCUCUCGUCCAGCACCGAUAAGUCGUCUUCGUCCACUGCGGGCGGUAUCGGUGUGGGUGCGGGCAUGGGUGAGGCGGAGGAGGUGUUGCAGAGCGUCGCGGGGCUGACGAAGGCGGAUUUGGUGGCGGUGCAGGAGAGGUUGAUCGUGGCUGCGAGGGCGAGGGCGGAGGCGCCGAUGGAUGUGGCGAGGGAGAGGAGGGAGUCGUUGAAGAGGAGGAGGCCGUCGACUUCGCAGUCUACGUAUUCUCAGAAUGGGAAUGGGAGGGAUAGUAGGGCUGCGGAUCCUAUUCCUCCGAGUCAAUCGCAAUCCACCUCUCAAUCGCAAUCGCAAUCGCAAUCUCAACCUCAAUCUCAACAUCAACAUCAGGCUCAAGUCCAGUCUAUACCCGCUCCGGACCAUGUGCAGAAGGCGCUCCUCGAGUCCGUUCUGCAUAGUAUAGAUGCCUCUCCCCGUGGUCGCGUUACGCCUAUCACAGUGCCUACCCAACCUCAGUCUAAGCCCGACACGGCAGAAGACACUCCGGUCAAUUCGCCGACGGAUACGCAGCUUUCUAGCCCGACUAGGAGGCGUAGGGCAUUGGCGGACGCUCUAUUCGGAGGAACUGAAUUGGUGUCCACCACUCCGUCCCCUGUGCCCCGUCUUGCUUUCGACGACGACGACGAUGUCAAAGAGCCAGGUACACCACAUGACGAUGGUGAUCAUCCAGACGCCUUCAUGGCUCACUCUCCUGAACCAAUCGCAGAUGAUACAGUCCCUCAACCCAGCUCACCGGCACCUCCCAGCCCUCGUAUCAUCACACCCGCUCCCGACCAACCUUUCGUGACCAAAAGCCAGCUCGAGCAAGAUGUCCUUCGCCGGACCGAAGCCGCGAUGGCUCAGCUCAAGCCCACGUCCUCCUCCAAUCUCAGAGUGAACGAGAUCUCUGGCGGUACGCAUCGGAGGCAGAAGAUCAAUCCUCACCAGAUAUCCAGCCCCACGCUCGUUUCUGCGUCUACGAGCGUCGAUACCAUCCCUCUGCGCGCGACUUCCGUUACCUCCUCCGCCAACGUCGCCCACUCUCAUCCUCAUCCCCAUUCUCAGCCUCAUGCUCCCCAGAAUACUUCCAAAUUGGGUUCCCGCUUUAAGCGCCUAAGGGGCACGUUACGCUCGAAGCCGGGCGAAGAGACGCCCUAUGCUUCCGACGCGGGCUCGCCACAUUCCGCAGGCCCUCAGUCGCACUCUCAGUAUCCACGCUUCGGGUCUGCGACUUUACAUCCUUCGGCCGUUCAAUCGGUCAUGAGCGCUACCGAGGCGGGUGGGUUCAGGGUCCCCUUGCCCAGUCCGCCAGCCUCAGCUGGACCAGGUUUGAAGGGCUUCAUGGCCAGGUUCCGUAGGCCACGCACGGCAGAGGGGAUGAACGAACCCUCUAGCGGCGCCGAACAUCGGAAGCCACCGCUAUCGUCGUCCACGUCGGCGCCUAUCGCUCAUACCAUGCAGACCCUACAAGCUCAGUCACACCACACCCGUGCAUUCACGGAGGAGGUACGAUCUGCCCCUGCGGACAACGUCACCUUCCACGGAUUUGGGUCAUUUUCGUCUACACCGUCAUCCCCUAACGCUCCGUCUCAUUCGCAUUCAAACUCGCAUUCCGAACCGUUCUUCGAUCGCGAGGUUUCUCCUCAGCCUGCAUCAUCUGCCUCGGCCUCUCCGUCUGCGUCUGCAGACCAAGCCGCUUUGAAGCAGUUGUUCGACGCCGCUUCGAAUCUCGGUCUCGAUCAGGGUGCCCUCAACGACUUGCUAGCCCGUUCCGGUUCCAUCUCGUCAAAGGCCAAAUCUAACGUCUCGAAGCACGCAUCCGCCGCGCCAAGUCACAAAAGCGGACGGACGGAAGUGUCCUGGCUCGAGCGUUCUCGCUCCCCCAUGACGCUCUCCGAGGGCCGGCCAAGCUUGGACCAACAGCUGCACAACCAGCAGCACCCACGCCCUCCAACGCCCUCCUCGCCGAAACCCACCUCGACUUCGGACGCCGUGCGAAAGCUCUCCAUCCGGAAAGCCACUGCUCGCCCGGCUCGUGAGACGGCCGGCAGUGCAAACAAUGCGUCCUCCUCCAUAGACGCGGAUAGGACCGUGCUUCGGAGAACCUUGAUCUUCCCCUCGGAGUCAAGGCAGUCGACGGCAGACGUUGGCUCUCUUUUCCCCAAGAGCACGACUUCUUCGUCACGCCGUCGGCGUUCUGCGAGCGCUGCCUCCGUUCACUCGCAGCGGUCCAUACACGAUCGGGCACCUACGCCCCCUCCGCCCAAGUCUCCGACCGGUCGUCGGUUCUCGACUGAUACGACGCCGCCUAUGCCGUCAUUACCUAGUGCGCUGAGGGCGCAAGUCGAACAACACAACAUACCCGUUCCACCAUUACCCACUGCGUUGGAGCAGUCUAAUUCGGCGUAUGAUUCUUUAUAUGAAUUUUAUGCUACCGACGGAAAACCUGCGAUCGCUGUCUCUGGCGAACCCAAAGCGGACGUUGAGGACCCGGCGUCUAACACAGAUGGCCGUGCCGUCGAGGUUCUCGAGCUGGCUAACGGUGAGACAAUAUGGUCCAUCGUGAAUGGGCUCCGCGACGAUGAUGCCGAGUCACUGUACAUGAACAGGGCUAGCUUCGUUUCGGACUACUCUUACCGUGAUCCUGGCGAGGGAGUUCAAUUGUUCAUCAAAGAACAUGCGAGAAAAGGUUCAAAGGACAGCACGAGUUCGUUCCUCUCUCGAAGGAAGACACAGCAGCAGGCUCCACGACGACCGGAGACCAAGGUGUUUUUCAGCUCCUCGCAACAGAUAGGGCGUCUCAUCGACAACCUUUCGUCGGGGAUGGAGGCUGGUUCUUUCAAUAUCGUGCCCACAGCUCCUGCACCCAACUCGUCCUCCUACCAUUCUGAGUCGGAUGUCCAUUGGACCGUGGAAGAACGGCUCGAACAUAUGCUCGGCAGUAUGAGCACGACUUGAUCGCUUUUCUCGUCACUUCUCUAUUAAUGUGAUGUGCUUUCACCUUCUGAUUAUGGACAUGGACUCUUUGACUCGUCCGAGCUACUUUGUUUUUCCGAUGCUUUGUUUUCUAUGCACCGAUCUGGGCUUCUUUAUUCUCCCCCUUGCUUCUCCUUCUUCAUCUCUCUAUCGUCUUCUUGCUUUCCGCUGCAAAAUUCACACCCACUGCAUACCCUAUGUUCUCGUUAUUAUGUACAUAAAUAAUUAAGGUUCCACAAACCGAUACCUUCUUUGCCAUCUCCAUUCUACCGUCCCUAUCCGGCCUCCUCAGAAAAGCAACACGCACACACAUCCAUUCUAGGCCCACCCGCGAACCCUGCUCGAAACUGCCACUAGCUAUAGUAUAGAACCCAGGAGCUUCGCUCCGACGAUUAUAUCGUCACACCUCAUAAUCCCAUCUUGUCCACCCAUCUGUUUAUAGUGAGCGCCACGACUGCGUCGAUGAACAACGGAAGAUGAGCGAAUGUGAAGUUGAGGCUCGCGAAUGGCAAAGGCAUGUUCAAGUUGUGGAGCGUCGUCGAACGUUCAUUGUCCGGCCGAUAGUAGCCGAGCAGCUGCUGUCCAGGGAAGGUGUAGAGAUCGUAACUCUCGGUGCCGGUCCUUCGCCACAUGUAACGCUGCUGGGUGUUUCCUGACACGAAUUGUCGGUCGUUGGGAUUAUGCUCCAGGAUGUAGAACUCCUUCAUGUGGAACUGCCUUCCAUCGAUGGUGGCCGUUCCCUGGAGGUUCCGGCCAGCCCAAUCCAGCGUAGCCACGGGAACCCCGGUCGCCCCAUGACCUCGAUAGAACGUCGUCUUCGCGCCAUUGAUCCCCUCAAUUAUCGUUUCGACGAAGAUUCCCCAUGUUGGUUGGUUGCAGAGGACGAUGACACCGUGCCUAGGGUCGUUGGCGUUGCCCGUGAAGUGCGCCACGUAGUUGGAAUUUAC